AUGACAGACGAUCGAGUACCAGAGAAUGUAAUUGAAAAGGAUACUCCUCCUUUAAAAAAACUAAAAAGACAGAACCAGUCUUCGUCAUUAUUGGAGAAUAUUCCUGACGCUGCAAAAUAUCGACGUUCUUUUAUGCAUAAAGACACUCUACAUUCAUGUUAUUCUACGAAAAAUAAUCUCAUUUUAACGAUCAGUUAUGAUGGUCAUGUCAAGUUUUGGCAUAAGACAACUGAUGGGAUAGAAUAUAUAAAAGAUUUUCCUGCACAUAAUGGGAAAAUGAUUUCUACUAACUUAAGUAAGAAUGAAAGAAUUCUUUCUACUUGUGCUGAUGAUAAUACUAUAAAGGUAUUUGAUGUUGAAGGCAUUGAUAUGGUAAAUAUCAUUGAUUUAGAGUUUCUACCAAACGAUCUAGUUUCGUUUAGUACACCUUCCAUGAGAGAAGAAAUGCUAGCGGUUUCUGAUGCCAAUUCGCCAUUGGUGUAUUUGUUUGAUUUGGAGGGCGAUGGUAAUGUUCUUUACAGUGUAAAAAAACAUUCGACUCCCGUACAUAUAUUGGAAUAUAUAAGCAGCAUAAACUGUAUGUUGUCUGUUGACAAAGGUGGCAUGGUAGAAUACUGGAGCCCAGAGGAGCCAUUCGGAAAACCAAAUGCACAAGGCAUGUUUGAAUUAAAGAGUCAAACGGAUUUAUAUAUUUUUAAGAAAUCCAAAAGUGUACCAUCAUCUAUUCAGAUAAGUCCAUCGGGAAAAUAUUUUUCUUCGAUUUCCUAUCCGGAUUGGAAAGUCCGGGUUUUUGAUGCAAAAAGUGGGCGGAUAUUGGUGGAAUUUGAUGAACAUCCUUUUAAUGCGGCAAAGAAAAUGGAGCAUGCGUUGGAAAAAGAGGAUGUGAACUCUUUGUAUUUCAUGAACCAAGUAGAAUUUGGAAGAAGAUUGGCUAUCGAAAGAGACAUAGAACGACUUGGGUGGUUAGCUGGUACAACUGCUAUUUUUGAUGAAAGUGAGAAUUACAUUAUAUAUGGAAGUAUUCUCGGAGUGAAAAUUCGGUCGAUUGCAGAUGGAUCGCUGGCGCGGGUACUUGGACGAGACGAAAGUAUACGUUUUGUGAAACUUUCACUAUACCAAGGAGCUCCCAAGAAAGGGAAAAUGGCAUCUUUGGAAAUUAUGGCCAGUAACAAUCCUUUGGUAGAAGAAAGCUUUCGAAAAGAUCCAACUUUAUUUUGUACUGCAUGGAAAAAGCAACGCUUUUAUUUAUUUGGAUCAGCCGAUGAGAACAUAACUUUGGCUGAUCGCGAUACGCUGAAUGAGCAUACAGGAGGAUUUGCAAAUGAAUCGAAUAAGGCCGAAGAAAAGACUGCACUCCUAGGGAAAGCUGCCAUACUACACACUACCCAAGGAGAUAUCAGCAUUAAACUUUUACCUGAAGAAGCACCAAAGGCCGUUCAGAAUUUUACCACUCACGCAGUUAAUGGAUACUAUGAUAACACGAUCUUUCAUCGCGUUAUAAAAAAUUUCAUGAUUCAAGGGGGAGAUCCAUUAGGUGAUGGCACUGGGGGAGAAUCUAUUUGGGGUAAAGAUUUUGAGGACGAAUUUUCUCCAAAUCUAAAGCAUGAUCGUCCUUUUACGGUUUCGAUGGCGAAUUCUGGUCCCAACACAAAUGGUUCCCAAUUCUUUGUUACGACUGAUUUGACUCCCUGGUUGGAUGGAAAGCAUACAAUAUUUGGUCGUGCGUAUACUGGGUUAGAUGUUGUUCAUCGUAUCGAGCAAAGUGAGACGGACAAAUUUGAUCGCCCUCUUGAGUCCGCAAAAAUCAUCAACAUCUCUAUCCUGUAUAACUAG
Molecule: messenger RNA, 1833 nt
Organism: Schizosaccharomyces osmophilus
Lineage: Eukaryota; Fungi; Ascomycota; Schizosaccharomycetes; Schizosaccharomycetales; Schizosaccharomycetaceae
Gene: cyp9
Product: WD repeat containing cyclophilin family peptidyl-prolyl cis-trans isomerase Cyp9
Exons: 2
Coding region: 1-1833 (610 amino acids)
Biological process (GO): protein folding; protein peptidyl-prolyl isomerization
Molecular function (GO): protein binding; peptidyl-prolyl cis-trans isomerase activity
Source: RefSeq, a predicted model, not a curated record